Molecule: messenger RNA, 692 nt
Organism: Wyeomyia smithii (pitcher-plant mosquito)
Lineage: Eukaryota; Metazoa; Arthropoda; Insecta; Diptera; Culicidae
Product: acyl-coenzyme A thioesterase 13-like
Exons: 2
Coding region: 163-606 (147 amino acids)
Molecular function (GO): fatty acyl-CoA hydrolase activity
Source: RefSeq, a predicted model, not a curated record
UUCGCUUUAUGAAACCUUUCGUACUACGAAAAAGCAGGCCAAAACAAAAACUGGGAAUCGGCUCUGCCGUGCGUGAUUGGUUGCUCCACUACAUUUUUUAUCGCAUUAGUUUUGAGAAUUGCUGCAAGUAACACGUUUGCGUAAUAAUAAAGUCUAAACAGAAUGAGCACCAAAAAGGGUUUGGAAUUUUUACGUGCUGUGUCAAGUUAUAUGACGAAGACCAAUGGAUACGACCGAUGUUUGCAGCAGUUGACAAUGAUAAGCGGUGGCGAUGGAAAGUGCACAGCCGAAUUCAAGGUCGCCGAGGAACACUUGAACCGAGCUGGUGGACUGCACGGUGGUUAUACAGCUACUAUAGUUGACGUCGUAACAACGUAUGCAUUAAUGACCAAGGAUAACUGUCUGCCGGGCGUGUCGGUAGACAUCCAUUUGAGCUACUUGAAAGGAGCUCGAGAAGGUGACGAAAUAGUGAUCGAUGCCAACACGAUUCGAGCCGGAAAAAAUUUGGCUUUUCUGGAGUGUGAACUGAGGCACAAACGUGAUAACUCCAUCAUUGCCCGUGGACAGCACACCAAGUUCAUUGGGACCGGAGGAGGAAAGGUCUAAAUAAACAUGAACAUGUUUUUGUUAUUAGUCAACUCGUUUAUUAAACUGUUCUCCAAAUGUAGGCAAAUAAAUAGGUUCAAAAAGAA